AUGGAUCCCAACCAAGCACCCCGUGACAAUGAGGAUUUUCCCCCUGAGGAAGACUCGUUCAUUGUUGAUCUCCGAAAAGACGAACCUGUGCCUGUGGUGGACCCCUUGAAGAACCUUGAUGGUGUGGUCCAGCACGUUACUUUGGACCAGUACCAGCAAGACAGGGAUUACUGUGAAUACGUCCUUAACAAGCUCAAGAUGGUCGGAUUCGAUCUCCUUCGCAAGGCCCAGAACAAGCUUCUCCGAGUGAAUGCCAUUCGUGUCAAAGAUGGGAAGAAGAAGAUUGGUGAGUUCGUUUAUGCGUAUGACAUUACCGGUACCUGGUUUGUCAAAUACGUGGACGAAGAUGGGAAUCGUUCGCCCUUUCCUUUCAUCAAUGGACCACUUGACAUGGACUUCUUGAACCGACUCUUGAAGAUGAAGAUCAUCCUUCCUGAUCCCUUCCUUGAGAAUAGGUUCACCACCGUUUUCUGUGAAGCCUUCGGCUUCAACGAGGAGAAAUACAUGCACGCCUACCACCGUUUCCUUGGAGAGGUGGACCUGUACAGCGAAGGAUUGGACGAUCAGUUUGGAAGUGAUGAGGACAGUGAUCCUAUCACUGCCACACUCAAUCGAAUUGACAAUCUUCCGACUGGUUCCUCUCCCACUGGCUCUUCCUCUGCCACAUCAGAUUCUGUGGGAACCCGUACUCCUUUCCGUCGAGUUUCCCUUUUUGGUUACCCUCAAGCUGUCGGCUGUGGAGACACCUCACCUAGUUCUUCAAGCGGUACAAGCGGUACUGACAUCACUUCUGGUGACACUGUGCAAUCGCCAGUUGCCAGCCCUUCAACCAACAGGGAUGACACUUCAAGUUCUGGUGGUAGCGAGAACUCACCAGGGGCCAGUAGUUCUGAAGAUGAAAUCUUGCUCCGUUCGAAGAAAUGGCACUUGUCCCAGGAGGCCACUGAAGAGACCGAUGACGAAGAUGACUCCCCAGAAAAGAAUCCCGAAGACCCAGUGGCCAAGAAAAGUUCCAGUGGUUCCGAUGGUGACCUUUCCGAUGGCGAGGAAGAAGAAAACGAAGAAUCCGAAGCCAACCAGGACGAAAAAGAAGAGGAAGACAAUGAUGAGAGCCCAAAGAAGAAGCAGAAGACUGGUGGCAGCGACAAGGAAAAUGAGGAAGAAGAAGACACUGUUAAUGGUGACGAAGAUAAUGACAAUGAAGAUAAUGACAAUGAAGAUGACAACAAUGACAAUGAAGAUAAUGGCAGUGGUGCUGGUGCCUCGGUUGGAUCUUUUGGUGGCGUCCUCCUCUCAACUGGCAGCUGGUCGUAUUGA
Seminavis robusta is the source of this 1317-nucleotide messenger RNA. The record is from the annotation of a GenBank genome assembly. NCBI's taxonomy places the organism in Eukaryota, Bacillariophyta, Bacillariophyceae, Naviculales, Naviculaceae.